AAAAUCGCGUCUCUCCGGCUCGAGUUCCUAGUUGUCGGCGGCGGGCUCGCCGGCCUCGGCGUCGCGUACGCGCUCAGCAGGGCGGGGCAUAAGGUGAAGGUGUUCGAAAAGCAGCCUUCGCUCGGCACCCCUGCUGGCGGUCUACGUGUGCCGCCAAACAUGAGCAAAAUCCUCAAGGCUUGGGCCGGCCCAGAGGAACUAGCCAAGAUCGCCGUCCUGAACGUCGGUACACCAUUCCACGACUUGGAGACUGGUGAGAAAAUAGGCUAUGUGGGAUGGGUGCCUGAGGUUAUGCAGGAGACUGGUGGGAACUUCCUGAUGCUCAAGCAUGAGGACGUCCAACUUCUCCUGCACCGUCUCGCCACCGAGGCUGGCGCAGAGAUCAUCUUCAACGCAAAAGUUGCAGCUGUCACUCCCGGCGAGCCAAGACCCUCGAUUACCCUCGAAUCCGGCUUGACCUAUGAGGGCGACAUCAUUCUCGGCGCGGACGGCCCCAACAGCUUCGUUCGUGAAGUCGUCCUUGGCGAUGAUAAUGAGGCUGGGAUUCCAUCAGGGAUAUCGGUCCUUGGUGCCGUUAUCCCUGGAGAGCUGAUGAGGGGUGAUCCUCGGUUAGAAGAGUGGAUCUCUAACGACGAGUGGCCCAUCUUCAUGGGAAACAACCGGUCAGUGUGCGCCCAUCCUGUGUCCGCCAAGAAAGAGUUCGCGGUCCAGCUAUUUUGGCCCGACGAAUCCAGUGGCCCGGAGGAGAGCACUGCAGACUGGUUCGAUGUCAUUCCGACGGAGCAGAUUGAGAUGGACGUCUGUGGCCAGACCUCGGAUAGCAUUCAGAAGCUUUUCAAGUUGGCGCCCUCGUUCGUGCGUACUCGCUGGCUAGAAUAUCCCGAGAAGUUCGAUUACUGGUCGGACGAGUCUGGGCGCAUUAUCCUGCUUGGCGAGUCUGCGCAUCCGUGGUUCCCCGGAGGCACCCACGGCCCUGCGAUGGCGCUUGAGGACGCAGCGGUAUUCGCUGCCCUAUUCUCGCGUCUCAGUCGCGAGGACCAGAUUAGCGCAUUUGUAAGCGCGUACCAAGAGAUCCGCGAGGCGCGUGUCGUCGAGGUACGGCGCAUGGACGUCUCGAACGCCGCGUUCAUGCGCAUACCGCCCGGCCCUGACCGCGACAAGCGCAACGAGAAUUUACGGCACGCGCGCGGUGAGUGGGACGACGUCGCGUGCCAGCGCGAGUAUGAAGGUGUCGCUGCCCUGUUCGGAUACGAGGCACUGGAUGCCGCUGAUGAAUGGUGGGUCAACUGGGGCCGUUUCCAAAACGGCAACGAAGAGCCCGAGCAGGCUGACUACGGCAUGGGCUCCCUAUCCAUUUCCGCCCGGUGACCUCGUCCCAUCGGUGCUGCUACGGCGUAAGCCACAUGUUCAGAUUAACCAAUUAUGUCUUCACGACCACGCCAUGCUUCAUUAUUCGCUAAUGUUGUAAGGUCCAGAUACAAACAUGUCACUCGCUCCUAUUCGUAUGUACCACGCCAUGAUACUGUACUUAGCAAUGUCGCUUGUGACUCCUCGGGUUUAUGCAAUUUUUGUGCC
Molecule: messenger RNA, 1575 nt
Organism: Phanerochaete carnosa HHB-10118-sp
Lineage: Eukaryota; Fungi; Basidiomycota; Agaricomycetes; Polyporales; Phanerochaetaceae
Exons: 10
Coding region: 160-1368 (402 amino acids)
Molecular function (GO): FAD binding; monooxygenase activity
Source: RefSeq, a predicted model, not a curated record